AUUAUAUUUUGGAAGUCAUUUAUAGUUUUCGUGAAAAUUCGUUCCUGUUACAUGUAACGUCAUGUGAAUUUAUUUGGAAGGUGCUCAACCGGAUACGUGAUAUUGUUCUAGAAGGCGCCGCCACGGACGUGAAGAAAUGCUCCACAACUGGCUUAAACAUUGAUUGUUUUCCUCUAAAAGUCCACUUAUUUAUUAUUCUACAAGUUCGCCGCGUCCCUGAGCUACUUGGGAGUGUCUUUGAAGGAGCACGGAGGAAAACAUCGCCAUGUCGUCGCCGCUCGAGAUGACGGAAAUGUACGACAACGCGCUGCUGGGCAUUCUGCAGCAUGUCGGAAACAUUCAAGACUUUCUGCAGGUCUACUUUGGCUUUUUGUACCGCAAGACCGACUUUUAUCGACUCCUCGGCGGGCCCGGCGACAAGAUGGGCUUUCCGCCAGGUGUCGCCGAGAAGAUGGUCCUGAAGACGUUCAAAAUGUUUGAGAAGUUUUCCGAGCAGAACCGCGAGCUGCAGAAGCGGGGGGCCGAGAGCGCGGCGGUCCCCCCGGGGGUCCCCCCGGCGGUCCGGGAGCUGGAGGUCACGUCGGAGGCCACGAGGGAGUUUGAGAGCGCGGAGGCGGGACUGGGACCGGAUCCCAUUCCGGAGUCCGAACCCUCUGCCGGACCUCGGGCCGAGCAGGCGGCUGGGGCGGCCCGCUCGGAGAGGUCCGGUCAGAACUCGGACAGCUACAACGGCGCAGUGCGCGACAAGUACCAGUGGUCUCAGGACUACAACGACGUGGAGGUGCGCGUCUUCGUCCCCGAGGAGGUGGUCAAAGGCAAGCAGGUGAGCGUGACUCUGCAGAGCGGCGGCGUGCGCGUGUGCGUGCGUGCGGGCUCCGAAGAGCAGACGCUGGUGGAGGGAAACUUCCCGCACAAGAUCAACACGGAGAAUUCGAUGUGGAGUCUGGAACCGGGAAAAUGCGUCGCGCUGUCGCUGAACAAGUCGUCGGAGGUGUGGUGGAAGUGCGUCCUGGAGGGCGAGGAGGAGAUCGACGUGGACCGGCUGAAUCGCGAGCGCUCCAUGGCCAGCGUGGACGAGGAGGAGCACGCCGUCCUGGACCGGCUCACCUUCGACUACCACCAGAAGCUGCAGGGGAAGCCGCAGAGUCACGAGAUGAAGGUUCACGAAAUGCUGAAGAAGGGUUGGGACGCGGAGGGUUCGCCGUUCAAAGGUCAGCAGUUCGACCCGUCCAUGUUCGACAUCCCGCCCGGCGCCGUGCAGUUCUGAGGCCCGACCGGGCAUGGUCGCGCCAGGAUGCGGCGCCGGACGACUUUUGGGCUACUUCCUGUGACGUCGCGAGGCGCCGAGCGAUCCGACCAAUAGGAGGACGUUGACGCCGUCAUCGACGACGGACGACAUUUUUCUUUGUGACGAAAAGUCAACAUGGUCUGUCCACCAAUGAACAAACCGCACUCUGUCUAGCUCCGCCCCUUCAGGUAGCUCCGGUACCCAACGGAUGAAAGUUUCUGAAAUGCAAUAAAACUUCACUCUUUU
Messenger RNA from Phyllopteryx taeniolatus (common seadragon), 1534 nucleotides. RefSeq names its product NudC domain containing 3 (gene nudcd3). The transcript has 6 exons. Gene Ontology annotation, cellular component: cytoplasm. The record is from RefSeq and is a predicted model, not a curated record. NCBI's taxonomy places the organism in Eukaryota, Metazoa, Chordata, Actinopteri, Syngnathiformes, Syngnathidae. Gene Ontology annotation, biological process: protein folding. The coding region runs from base 266 to 1267 and encodes 333 amino acids.